AUGUCUGCAAUGGCCCAAGACAAAUACCUUUUCACUUUCGUCAAAGUUAUGUUAAUAAUAAGUGGACUUUGGCCGCUAGAAAUUCCAAAAGUCUCAAGAUUCUGGCAGGCUGUUUUCAAGAUUUACUAUGCUUUGGCUCACGUCAUUUAUUUGACGUCACCUUUUGCCUUUGGCGGCGCUUUGCUGGUCGAUUAUGGAGUUAGAAAUGCACAAGCCGCAGAAGACUUUUCAAGAAUGAUCUUCGUAAUACUAAUAGUCUUCAAACUAAAAAUAAUUCGUUCGAAAAAAAUGAAAAACAUAAUCAACUUAGUUACUUCCGAGGAAAUAAUCAUUAUGAAAAAUAAAAAUAAAGUCAUUACAACUACUUACCAAUCUCACGUGACUUAUUGCAAGCGAAUGGUAUUUUUUGUAGCGGUUUUUUUGUGGGCUGCAGGUCUUACCAACAUGCUAAAUGGUAAGCAAACAAUUUACGUUUUGCCUACAUUAAUAAAUAUUCAAGGUUUCUACGAGCUAAACAAAUGGAUUGAUGCAAACAAACCCAGGCCUCACAUAAUACCAUUUUGGUUCCCAUUCGACACAGAAAAACACUUCGUUUUGGCUAUGGCUUACCAAAUAUGGCACAUCUAUCAAACUCUAGCUAUAAAUACUGCAAUUUUGGCCCUUAUAAACUCUGUUAUAGUGUUUUUAAGGGCCAAUUUGAAAAUUUUGCAAUACCACAUAAGGAAUUUUUAUUCGGAGAAAAAUUUGAAACAAUGGGUGCACGACUUAGAUGAUUCGUUCAAAAGUAUAUUAUUGUUGGAAUAUUGUGUCACAUCAAUACAACUGGCUACAACUCUAAUACAAAUAAUUCAAUUGGUACAUUUGCCUUUUAACGUCACAUUUUUCAUCCAUUGCUUGUUGCAAUUAUUUGUAAUUGCUUGGAAUGCAAAUGAAAUAAUGCUCGAGAGCUCUUUUGGUCUACUGCAAGCCUUAUAUGAUACUAAUUGGUAUAGUCAAGGCAAGGAAAUCAGUCAUUUGAUUUAUUUGAUGAUGAUUCGUUGCAAGAGGCCUUUAGUGAUGCGAAUAGGACCUCUCGGUGCUAUGGAUUUGGAUGUUGCAGUCUCAAGAGUUAAACUGGCUUAUACAUGUUUGUCAGUACUAAAAGUUACAACUGAAGAAUAA
Molecule: messenger RNA, 1161 nt
Organism: Ceutorhynchus assimilis (cabbage seed weevil)
Lineage: Eukaryota; Metazoa; Arthropoda; Insecta; Coleoptera; Curculionidae
Source: the annotation of a GenBank genome assembly